CCCAAGUAUUUUUCUGGGGCGGACACUUCCUUGUGAUCUCAACGUUCGUGUAUGUUCCGCUCACCAUGGCUCGCCCCAACCUCGUCACGCUCCCGUACGAUGUGCGCAUCAAGAUCUUUCAGGACUACUUCCGCGUGGAAGGAGGGUAUGUCUUCAGUAGCGAAUCUGAAAAGCUCACCACCGCUGAUGGUCAACUGAUUGACUUCUCGUUGAUGUAUACCUGCCGCUCAAUUGCAAACGAUACCAAACAUUUACCUUUUACGCUUAACAACAUCUCCUUCUCCACCUUCUUCUCACCUGAGUGGAGGGCUUGGGCUGGCCGCCACCAGUUCCUAUCGCACUUUCUUUGCAUUCUGAAGGCAGAUCUCAUUUAUCAUCUCCAAGGCACUGAAAUGCCUCCCGAACUGGAAUCGGCAUUACAAGAAAAGUUUCCACAUUUGAUGCCGGAUUUUAAGAACCGUCUAGAGAGGGUCUAUAGCAGCCGUGGCUUUUUCAAGAAAGAUCCCAGUGGCCUCAGUGGCUAUGCCUUUCAAUACUGGGAGGAAAGUCGUGAUGUAAGCGACAUAAUUGGAGACUGGGGUGAUGAACGGGUAAGGCUAUGGGGUAAAAACGCAUCUAUGGCAAGGGAAGCUAUCGCGUUCAGUCUCCGGUUCCUAGGAGAGCGUCAAGGCCUCAAACUGGCUAGCCUCCUCAACAAAGCAUUUCCUGGCUGGACAGCCUCCCACGAUCCGCAAAAGCUCCUUGGUCUAAGCUUGGAUCCGUGGGACAUCCCAUCCAAAGCCGUUCUAACAAGGGUUGGAAGGUUAUUGAGGGAUGGGGCUAUGUGGCGGCGCGUCAAGGAUUGGAAUCAUGGGCUCCGUGCGAAAUAUCGUUUUUCUGCCGUUGCGGUAGCAAUCAGAUUCUUUCGUCAGCUUUCCGUUGAGCAAAGGCAGCAACUCCGAGGUGUCACACUCAUCGAGGAUGCAUAUGCUGUCUGCUCCCCUUCAACUCACGCCAUGGGUCUCAUUGAAUUCUGCAAAUACAAUCCAAGGCUGAGAAUACAACGCCACAUCAAACUAUGCCGCCGCAUCCUUGCCGCUUUCCACCCCUGUUGGGAUCAUCUUGGAUACUACUGUGUUGGUGGACCCCAUCGCACUGAAUACAACGAUGGGGCAGACAUUAUUCCUGAGUAUGCAGUUAAAGGUAUUUCCAUAUGGCUAGAAGAAGCAAUCUUAUUGCCAGACGCCGGAAUGCCCAGCAACUCGUACACGCUUUGCCUCGAUGGAGAACCUGACAAAACCUUUUUUUCUGACAUCUUCCAGAAUAUCCUGCUUCGUCACGACGCUUCGAUUCAAGCCAGUCGAGAGCUGUUUCGAAUGCGUCCUCACCAAUUCAAUGGGGCACCUCCCUAUCGCCGUUGGCAGGGCGGUCACCUCUCAAAGGCACUCAAGUACUUGAUCGAUCAUCACUCUAUUUCGGAAAGUAUUGACAGCGUCCCUCUCAUCUGCUCCAAUUUCCAUCCCGGUCAGCCUCUUGAUAUCGAAAGAUUUAUCCAAGAACGUCUUGAAUGGGAAUCACGGGACUGGGAACGCGACGGGUCGAGAUUGUCUUUCCAUCUCAGACAGGUGCCCUCCAACGUUUGGGCGCUGGAUUGACAAUUUAAUGGCUUACUACGAACGCCAGAACCAGCUCGAACCUUAAUGCUAUGUCUGUAUUUACGGUGAGCCGGCCAAGGUUAGAUAUAGAUGGAUACACAGAAAGCAUGAAUCAGCCGCCAGUCUAUGAACAUCUACCAGCAGAGGAGUAUCAUAACAGCUAGGGAAACCCCGAGAACUGUAACCGCAAGACGUCUAGCCUGGAAUGCUAUGUGGUAAAAGAUAAACAAUCCCAACUAGUAAUCGGCUGGUUGAUAAGACCGAACCAUGAUAAAUUAGAUAAAGGUGUUCAAAUACUUUUGUUCCAUACUGCCUGUCAAUUUUAUGUGAUACCCUUUG
Fusarium odoratissimum NRRL 54006 is the source of this 1973-nucleotide messenger RNA. RefSeq lists its product as uncharacterized. The transcript has a single exon. Lineage: Eukaryota; Fungi; Ascomycota; Sordariomycetes; Hypocreales; Nectriaceae. Bases 66 to 1634 code for a protein of 522 amino acids. The record is from RefSeq and is a predicted model, not a curated record.